UAUGGACAGGACAAGGGUUAGUGGGAAGGUGAUACAGUUUCAGCAGGCACUAACUCUUUUGAAUGAAAGUGGCCAUCCGUUUCAAAUGAAAUGAUAUCAAUUUCUCCAUAUACAAUAUUAAGACUUCCUCCAUCAUUAUUCCCUGCUUAUUUAAACUCUUUCCCAUCUUCACAUAUCAAGAGAAAGAAAAAAGAGAAAAAAUAGAGUAAAGAAAAUGUUAGGACCAAGAGAUGCAAGAAGUUUAACAGUUCAGGUGAUCCAUGGCAGGUGGUUCAUGGUGUUUGCCUCCUUCCUUAUAAUGUCAGCGGCUGGAGCCACAUAUAUCUUUGCCAUCUACUCCAAGGACAUCAAAACCAUUCUUGGCUAUGAUCAAGAAACACUCAACACUCUUGCUUUCUUCAAAGACCUCGGUGCCAAUGUUGGCAUCAUUUCAGGUUUCGUAGGUGAGAUCGCUCCUCCAUGGGUUGUUCUCUCCAUUGGUGCCAUCAUGAAUCUCGUUGGUUACCUCAUGAUCUAUCUUAGUCUCACGGGACGCAUAGAACAACCACGGUUCUGGUUAAUGUGCCUUUUCAUAGCUGUUGGUGCUAACUCUCAGACUUUUUCCAACACCGGUGUGCUGGUAACUUGUGUCAAGAACUUCCCGGAGAGCCGUGGCAUCAUCCUUGGUCUCCUCAAAGGUUUUGUUGGUCUCAGUGGUGCCAUUUUCACUCAGCUUUACCUUGCCUUUUACGGCAAUGACUCCAAGUCUCUCGUCCUCCUCAUUGCUUGGCUUCCAGCAGCCAUCUCCGUUGUCUUUGUCCACACCAUUCGGGUUAUGAAGGUUGUUCGUCAAGCCAAUGAGUUCAAGGUGUUCUGUUACUUCCUCUACAUUUCUCUAGUCCUUGCUUCCUACCUCAUGAUAAUGAUCAUCAUUGAGAAAAAGUUUAUAUUUACUCGCACUGAAUACAGCGCAAGUGCUGCUGCCAUUGUUUUCCUCCUCUUCCUCCCCUUGUUCAUUGUCAUAAGAGAAGAGUUCAUCCUUUGGAAACAAACUCGUACUAAUCCAACACUAGUCCAAAUCACAACUACAUCACCAGCAACAUCAUCACAACCAGUACCAACAUCAACCUCAACAACCACAUCUACAAACUCAACCACUUCCAUGAAAUUAAACCUUCGUAGUAUCAUCACUACGUUUAAACCUCCAAAGAGAGGGGAAGACUAUUCCAUUCUUCAGGCUUUAUUUAGUAUUGAUAUGUUAAUUAUCUUUUUCGCUACAAUCUGCGGUAUUGGAGGUGUUUUAACUGCUGUAGACAAUCUGAGUCAAAUAGGUGAAUCAUUAGGCUAUCCUCCACGUAGCAUCAGCACAUUCAUCUCCCUUACGAGUAUAUGGAACUACAUGGGAAGAGUCACUGCAGGCUUCACCUCCGAAAUCCUUUUAUCGAAAUAUAAAUUCCCCAGGCCAAUGAUGUUCUCCAUUGUUCUUCUCUUAUCUUGUUCUGGCCACCUACUCAUCGCCUUCGGCGUCCCAGGAUCUCUCUAUGCUGCUUCAGUGAUCAUGGGCUUCUCUUUGGGAGCUCAAAUGCCACUCAUCUUCUCCAUCAUAUCAGAAUUGUUUGGACUCAAGUACUUUGCCACAUUUUAUAACUUUGGUGGUCUUGCAAGUCCUUUGGCAUCUUAUAUACUUAAUGUGAGGAUCACUGGUCACUUGUAUGACAUACAAGCUGCGAAGCAGAGAAGUGAAACCAAGACAUGCAUUGGAGUGGAGUGUUUCAAGCUUUCAUUUCUUAUAGUCACCGCACUCACACUUGUUGGAGCGCUUGUUUUAAUGGUCUUAGUUUGGAGAACAAGAGAUUUCUACAGAGGUGAUAUAUACGCCAAAUUUAGAGAAAAAAGAAUGCAGGAUGAGGUUGAGAUGAUGGAAAGUGAGAAAGGGGAAAUCAAGUGAUGAAGUUAAAGGUCAUGUUAAUUAUGCGCAUGAGGGAUAGAAUGUUUAAAGAAUAAUUAAAA
This is a messenger RNA of Dioscorea cayenensis subsp. rotundata (Guinea yam), 1989 nucleotides long. RefSeq lists its product as uncharacterized. The record is from RefSeq and is a predicted model, not a curated record. Gene Ontology annotation, cellular component: membrane. The transcript is spliced from 2 exons. The coding region runs from base 215 to 1927 and encodes 570 amino acids. Lineage: Eukaryota; Viridiplantae; Streptophyta; Magnoliopsida; Dioscoreales; Dioscoreaceae.